AGGCGACAAGCUGAUCUUCGAGGUAAAAAGUCCAAGAAACUUGGAACAAUCCACUCAUCUCAUUGGUCAAACGUUCCAUGUUUCGAUCCAAGAGUUCCAUCUUUCCCAUGUUUUUAACCAAUCGCUAAACACCUCCAACUUCACCACGUGACCACUUCUCCAAGCAUCAUUUUCAGUCUCAAGUUUCCGCCAUCUUGAAUUCUACACAGAAUGACUCGGAUUAUAUUUUUGGCGCAAUCAACAUAAUUAACUCAAUUUGACAUACUUCAUCAAUUAUCGAUUCUCCGAUAUAGGUUUGAAUAUGAACAAGGUACCUAGAGUAAAUAUGACAGGCACUGGGGAGGUCAUCUUCAAGUGUUCAAACACGGCCAAGGGGGUUGCUGAAGCUAUCGCGAAACGCUCAAGACCAACUGCCCUAUGCCAGGAAGAGGUACACAACAAUGCUGUCCAGGAGUUAAAGCAGCAAGGACUCAAUGACCCAAGUUUAUUUGACAUAAGAGGUCAGUACAAGUUCCAACUUGGCAAGUAUUGUGGACAAACUUUUCACUGGCUUGCGGAAAACGACAUUGGUUAUGUGACAUUCAUAGUGGCGAGUUCCAUGAGAGAGGGCUCCUACCCUGACACACCACUAGGAGACACCAAAAAGCAACUAAAGAUCUACUUGGAAAGUUUCCCAGCUGGAAGGCGUGCAUUGCAGCAAAAAUGCAGAGAAUUAGAGGAAAGACAUGCUUCAAAGUUAAAGAAGAAGAUUUCUCCAGUAAAAACAGCCAAAUUAGUGGAUAGUAACCUGCCACCUCACAUUGUAGCUAAACGCUUGUCAAAGAUAGCUUCUCCAUCUAAAGUCAAACCAAAUGUUUCUGCUACAUCAGUCGCUGUGAAAUCUUCCUCGCCAUCUUCUGACAUUGAAGAUGCUGAACUGGUUGAAAUCGGCAAGUCAAUGGAGUCGACACUGGAUCCCGAACAGUCAACAUCCGAAAAGGACCAGAAGUGUACUCAGGCGUUGUCAUCUCCUAUUAAAGAACCGGUAACUGUAAAGACGUUGUCUCAGCUGAGGUCAAAUAUAUCAGUGCAGCCAGAAAAUCCCCUGCCUGAUGGUUGGCGUGACACUUUGGCAUCAGCAGACCAUGCCUGGAUUUCCAAGGCGCUGUUUAGGUACCCGGCUAAAAGUACGGCGGAGAAGAAGAUUGAGCUAAAGACGGACAAUCUUCAACUUUGGAUGUAUCUACCCAAGAGUAAGACAAGUUCUAGAUAUCUGUGACUAUUACAAUCUUGUUACAGAAUAUCUAGAGUGUCUUACUUGCGGAAAGAAGUAUAUUGGGUGGAGCCAGACUAUCCUAAGCCAGCUUGAUAUUGGUCAUCGCUACCAGUUCCCAGCCAUUUUAACAUACAGAUAUGCGUGUGACAUGAGGGUAAUUACAAUGUUGCUGCAGCGUGGACUCAGGAACAGUCCCACUAAG
Ruditapes philippinarum (Manila clam) is the source of this 1457-nucleotide messenger RNA. RefSeq lists its product as uncharacterized. The transcript has 6 exons. The record is from RefSeq and is a predicted model, not a curated record. Lineage: Eukaryota; Metazoa; Mollusca; Bivalvia; Venerida; Veneridae. The coding region runs from base 302 to 1258 and encodes 318 amino acids.